CUCGGGGAGAAACAUUCUAAGUCACCUGCCCUCUCUUCCUGGGGGGACCCAGUCCUGUUGAAGACAGAUGUGCCGCUGAGCUCAGCUGAAGAGGCAGAGUGCCACUGGGCAGACACAGAGCUGAACCGUCGCCGCCGGCGCUUCUGCAGCAAAGUUGAGGGCUAUGGGAGUGUGUGCAGCUGCAAGGACCCCACACCCAUCGAGUUCAGCCCUGACCCACUCCCAGACAACAAAGUCCUCAAUGUGCCCGUGGCUGUUAUUGCAGGGAACAGACCCAAUUACCUGUACAGGAUGCUGCGCUCUCUGCUCUCAGCCCAGGGGGUGUCUCCCCAGAUGAUAACAGUUUUCAUCGACGGCUACUAUGAGGAACCGAUGGAUGUGGUGGCGCUGUUCGGUCUGAGGGGCAUCCAGCACACUCCCAUCAGCAUCAAGAAUGCCCGCGUGUCUCAGCACUACAAGGCCAGCCUCACUGCCACAUUCAACCUGUUUCCGGAGGCCAAGUUUGCUGUGGUCCUGGAAGAGGACCUGGACAUUGCCGUGGAUUUUUUCAGUUUCCUGAGCCAAUCCAUCCACCUACUGGAGGAGGAUGACAGCCUGUACUGCAUCUCUGCCUGGAAUGACCAGGGGUAUGAACAUACAGCUGAGGACCCAGCACUACUGUACCGUGUGGAGACCAUGCCUGGGUUGGGUUGGGUGCUCAGGAAAUCCCUG
This is a messenger RNA of Microcebus murinus (gray mouse lemur), 711 nucleotides long. The record is from RefSeq and is a predicted model, not a curated record. Lineage: Eukaryota; Metazoa; Chordata; Mammalia; Primates; Cheirogaleidae.